This is a messenger RNA of Penicillium malachiteum, 1812 nucleotides long. Its product is annotated as FAD-binding oxidoreductase. Lineage: Eukaryota; Fungi; Ascomycota; Eurotiomycetes; Eurotiales; Aspergillaceae. The coding region runs from base 1 to 1812 and encodes 603 amino acids. The record is from RefSeq and is a predicted model, not a curated record. Gene Ontology annotation, molecular function: D-lactate dehydrogenase (NAD+) activity; FAD binding; D-lactate dehydrogenase (cytochrome) activity. Gene Ontology annotation, cellular component: mitochondrion. The transcript is spliced from 7 exons. Gene Ontology annotation, biological process: lactate catabolic process.
AUGAAAUCCACCCAGGAUAUUUCCCCGCCACCCCGCCUUUCUGAGAGGCAUAAUGGUAUUCCGGACCGGCUAUUCGAUAAAGCCCAGAAAGUGAAGAACGAUAUCCUGGAGAUCGCCACCAAGUCUACCACAAAUCGAACCCAAGUGGCGAUUCCCCAGGGCACCAGUCAAGCCAUGUUCCACAAAGCGAUAGAGGAACUUCAAACCAAACUUGGUGAAGAGAAUGUGGAGCUUGUUACCAAACUAGUGGACGGAUGGUACAUCGAAAACCCGAAUACUCACGAUGGAAUGCAUAUUGCAGCAGAAGAUGAAUUCGUUGCGUCCGCCAUAGUUUAUCCAGGCACCAUAGAAGAGGUCCAAAUCAUUGUUCGUUGGGCUAAUCUAUACCGCAUCCCGAUUUCGCCCAUCUCAAUCGGCCGGAACUAUGGCUAUGGAGGUGCAGCUCCUCGAGUACGCGGCGCAGUGGUCCUAGAUCUCGGACGACGAAUGAACAAAAUUCUCGAUAUAAACCCCGAUGAUUGUACCUGUCUAGUCGAGCCAGGCGUUACAUACUUUGCUUUGUACGAAGCAGUUCAAGAUCGUGGUUAUAAGCAUCUUUGGGUUGAUGUUCCGGAUAUCGGGGGAGGAUCCGUCUUGGGAAAUGCUCUUGAUCGUGGCGUGGGAUAUACACCAUAUGGGGAUCACUGGGGGAUGCAUUCUGGUAUGGAGGUGGUUUUGCCUACAGGUGAGGUAAUUAGAACGGGCAUGGGUGCUUUGCCUAAGAACAAUAGCUGGCAACUCUUUGCGCCUGGAUUUGGACCUACAUCUGACGGCCUCUUUUCGCAAUCAAAUCUGGGAAUUGUCACGAAGAUGGGCUUUGGCUUGAUGCCGAACCCCGGUGGUUAUGAAGCUUAUCUAUACACCUUCCCCAAAGAGGAUGAUCUUGCCCAGCUGAUUGAGAUAAUUCGACCCUUACGAAUUGCAAUGAUACUGGAGAAUGUCGCUCAGCUUCGUCACAUUAGCAUGCAGGUUGGUCUCGAAGGAAAGCCUCGAAGCCAUUACUACAACGGCACAGGACGCGUUCCCAGCAGCAUCAUCCACGAUGCAGCCAAGAAGCUCUCCCACGGUGAUUGCUCAUGGCUAUACUACGGGAUGGCAUAUGGCCCUCCAGAAAUCCGCAAGUACAAGCUAGACAUCAUCGAUAAGGAAUUUAUGAAGAUUCCCGGCGCACGACGAAUUGAUCCAUCCACUCUUCCUAAGGACGACUAUUUCUGGAUUCGUGAUAAGAUCGCAUCUGGUGUUCCAGAAAUCGAGGAACUCCGUUGGGUCAACUGGCAUCCCAAUGGCGGACAUAUCGCAUUCAGUCCUGUCUCUCCCGUUCGAGGUAGCGAUGCCACGGCUUUGUGGGAUAUUGCACAGCGACACUGCGAGGAAUUCAACUUGGAUUUAUUUCCAACUUUUGUGGUGGGGUUACGCGAGAUGCAUCUCAUUGUCGAAAUCGUGUUUAAUCGUGAUGACCCGGUUAUGCGUGAUAGGGCACGGGCAAGUCUUCGGGGAAUGAUCGACGAUGCGGCAAAGAAGGGGUACGGUGAAUACCGCACCCAUCUUGCGUUUAUGGAUCAGAUUGCUGGUACUUAUAACUGGAAUGAUGGCGCCCUUCAGAAGUUCAAUGAGAGAAUCAAGGAUUGCUUGGAUCCAAAUGGAAUCAUGGCUCCUGGCAAGUCAGGAGUCUGGCCAGCUCGUUAUCGGGGACGAGCUUGGGAGAUGAAUGCUACGAAUGAACCCUGUGAAGGCGAGGGAGUACAUCCUGUUGCUGGUUCUUUUAAGAUUUGA